CAGAUCGCACGCUCGAGCCGCCUUAUCUUUACCAUGCGCACAACCCACACGGAACGAACAAGGUUUGUGGCCUGGUGCCUCUGUUGCGUCUUGGCCUCCAGGGCUUGGUUGCUCGUGGAGGCAUCGGCGGCAGGAGCGUCGCCGGAUUCGCAUUCGUCGUCGUUGUUUGGAGUCCUCGGAAGGGCCCUCUGCGGCGGCGAGGGAGGGGACGAUCGAAACCGCGGCUUGCCGCGAUCCCUUCCGUACGUUCGGCUCGGCCGCCUGCCCCUCUGGAACGGGAGCAGCGGUCCGGUGCCGGAACCCCGCCGGGAUGCCUUUACACCAGACGAACGGACCGUUCCUCAAUCGUUUCGCUCCCGCUCUCGCCGCCGCUUUGGUCACGGCCUCGAACGCCGCUUAGCUGCGUGCCUGGAGGCCUCCCUGUCCACGGUGUCGCCGGUGCGUACAGGGAUGACCCUUCCCAUCAUCCCCCUCGGCGUCGACAUGGACGAACAGACGUGCGASGAAYUCGCCGAAAACGAGGCACUAGAUCUCCUCGUGGAGUCGGGGCUGGAAAUGGCGRGCGGCGGCGACAACGACUGGAUCGAGUGGAAGAUGCACGGUUCCACCAAGAAACUCAUGGAGGAGAACGACCAGAGCGAAACAGCGGUCCUGGAAAAGGGCGAGGUCAUGGUCUACAUCGGAAAGGCGAAACGAGAAGGGCACGGGUCGAACCUUCCCAUCAUCAAAACGAAAUCGAUCCUGCCCCUGGCGGCAGAGGAAAUGGCGGAUCUUCUCAUGGAUUCCUCCAGGGUCAAAAUCUACAACAAGCUGAGCGUGGGAAGGACCGAUGUGCGAACGAUUGGGGAGGGGACCAAGGUCGUCUGCAACCUCACGAAACCCCCGAUUGCCAAGUCCAACAUGGUGUCAUGCACCCUCAUGCACUCCCGAAAGCUGGAGGAGGGAUCGGCCCAUUUCGUGGUCAGCAGGGCGGCACCCGGAAUGGUGGACGAGAGCCUGUCGGAACUGCCACGGAACGACAUCCUGCUGGGGGUCAACCUCCUCGAGGACCACGGACCGGGCGAGUGCGUCAUGACGGCCGUCACGCACGUCUACUCUCCCGCCCUCCCCACGAUGCUUGCCAAAAAGAUGGGCGUCAGCAGCGCCAUCAAUUUCGUCAAGGAUAUUCGAAAUUCCUGCAUCGGCUCAAAAAGCUAAGCAACUGCAUAUGCUAUAAACAUAGUACCAAUAU
Molecule: messenger RNA, 1231 nt
Organism: Pseudo-nitzschia multistriata
Lineage: Eukaryota; Bacillariophyta; Bacillariophyceae; Bacillariales; Bacillariaceae
Source: the annotation of a GenBank genome assembly